Odocoileus virginianus texanus is the source of this 1019-nucleotide messenger RNA. The record is from RefSeq and is a predicted model, not a curated record. Lineage: Eukaryota; Metazoa; Chordata; Mammalia; Artiodactyla; Cervidae.
CGCAGUGGUUGGAGAGGCGUAGGGGGCGGACUACCUCUACUCCCCCCCCACACCCCCCUUUUUUCUCUCUGGGAGGAGGAGGAGGGGAAGGGGGCUUGCAGAGCAAGCGAUGGAUGAGGAAAACAUGACGAAAAGCGAGGAGCAGCAGCCUCUGAGUUUGCAAAAAGCCUUACAGCAGUGCGAGUUGGUCCAAAACAUGAUAGACCUGAGCAUCUCCAACCUGGAAGGGCUUAGGACCAAAUGUGCUACCUCCAACGACCUCACACAAAAAGAAAUCCGGACCUUGGAGAGCAAGCUGGUGAAGUACUUCAGCCGGCAGCUGUCCUGCAAAAAGAAGGUCGCCCUGCAGGAACGCAACGCGGAGCUGGACGGCUUCCCUCAGCUCCGGCACUGGUUCCGGAUUGUCGACGUGCGGAAGGAAGUCCUUGAGGAGAUCACCCCGGGCCAGCUGAGUCUGGAGGACCUCUUGGAGAUGACAGAUGAGCAGGUGUGUGAAACCGUGGAGAAAUAUGGGGCCAACCGAGAGGAGUGUGCCCGCCUCAAUGCCUCCCUCACUUGCCUCCGGAACGUCCACAUGUCAGGGCCUUUUCAGUCCUAAGAGAUCGACUCUGCAAACAUCAGCCAAAGAAAAGCAUCAUUGGUCCACCUGCGCUGUUGUUCCAGUUCCUGCCACAAGGAGUCACUGCUGAGCACUGGUCUGGCACAGUCAGGUGGAUGUUUAUAGGUGCUCUCGACGGAUUCAACAUGCAACAUUUAAUGAGUAUUUAUGGAAUGACUAUAUGUGCCAGCAGGGCUCGGUAUACGGAAGUGGGCAGAGUAGCACAUAUCUGAAACAGGGCAUUGGGCCAGCUCCCCCACAGAUGCCUUUUUGUGUUUUUUCUUGCUAGUGGAUUCUAACGAUGGCUACAGUCAUCAUCAGGUAGCCCUGAGUUGGGGGCUGUUUUGCCUUGAAGGAUAUUUGGUGGCAUUCCUGGCCUCUGUCCACCAGACACCAGUAACAACCCCUGUCACGACAAACA